GUCUUCCUGAAGCUUUAUAGACAGUUUGUGUUUGAACGCUGACUGUCACUUUUCCUACGUCUUCGGAAAAACUCUGGACACAGCUUUGAAAGAUGCAGUAUGACUACAGUAAAAACAAGGAAGAACACCCGGAGCCUAUCAAAACUGAAGUGAAAGGCUUGAUUCCUGAAUGGCUGCAGGGCACACUUAUACGCAAUGGACCCGGCCUCUUCUCUGUGGGAGAGACGAGGUACAACCAUUGGUUUGACGGAAUGGCGCUUUUGCACAGUUUCACAAUUAAAAAAGGAGAGGUGACGUAUAGAAGCAAAUAUCUUCGAGGUGAUACCUAUAACUCCAACAUGCAGUCCAACAGAAUAGUGGUGUCAGAGAUGGGGACGAUGGCGUACCCAGACCCAUGCAAAAAUAUAUUCUCCAAAGUGAUCACCUUUCUCAGCCACACCAUCCCGGACUUCACUGACAACUGUGCCAAUAAUAUAAUCAAAUAUGGAAACCACUACCAUGCCACGUCGGAAACCAAUUAUAUUCGGAAAAUUGACCCCGUCACUUUAGAGACGGAAGAAAAGGUGGACUACCUGAAAUACCUUCCUGCAAGCAUCGUGGCAUCACAUACGCAUUAUGAUAAAGAGGGAAACAGCUAUAGUAUGGCAACGUGCAUCGCAGAGAAGGGCAAAACCAAAUACAUGUUGUUCAAGGUUCCAGGAGGGAGUAGGCCAGAUGGGUCUCCACCGUUAAAAAGCGCUGAGGUGGUGUGCACCGUGCCCUGCCGUUCCCUCCUCACGCCCAGUUAUUACCACAGCUUCGGCAUGACCGACAACUACUUCAUCUUCAUCGAGCAGCCCUUAAAGCUGGACAUCCUCAAGAUGGCCACAGCCUAUCUGAGGAGGGUCAGCUGGGCCAGCUGCAUGAAAUUCCACCCUGAAGACAGCACCCUGAUUCAUCUCAUUGACCGAAACACAAAGAAGGAAGUGGGGCUCAAAUUCUACACCGGCGCGAUGACGGUCUACCAUCAAGUCAAUGCUUUCGAAGACGAUGGCCAUGUUGUUUUUGAUGUGAUCUGCUAUGAUGACAACAGCUUGUAUGAGAUGUUUUACCUGGACAAGCUGAAGGAGCAGGCGGGAGCGGAUGCGGUGUACUGCAAGCCAAAGUGCAAAAGAUUUGUGUUUCCCCUUAGCGACGUGGGUGAGACGGGUGAAGAUCUGGUCAAGCUUAAAUACACAACGGCAAGUGCUGUGAAGGAGAAAGAUGGAAAACUUCUGUGUCAGGGCGAGGUUCUCUGUGAUGGUGUGGAACUUCCGAGAAUUAAUUACAAUUUCAAUGGAAAGAAGUACAGAUAUUCUUACAUGUGUUGCGUGGACCUAUCCCCGGUGGCCAAAAAGAUUGUGAAGUUUGAUGCCGAGACGAAGCAGCAGAUUGAGUGGACUGGAGAGGACGGUUUUGCCUCGGAGCCUGUUUUUAUUCCCAGGCCUGAUGCGGUUGAUGAAGACGAUGGCAUAGUCCUCACAACUAUCAUAAACGCCAAACCAGCGCAGGGUGGCUUUCUGCUGGUGCUUGAUGCUAAAUCUUUCAAAGAGAUCGCCCGGGCAUGCAUAGAUGUAGAUUUUCACAUGGAUAUGCACGGCUACUUCAUACCGGACAGCAGUUAAGAGUUUGAUGCCUGCCGCCUGUGUAACAGAGAAUCUGGUUACAAAGUUGUCAAAGACGUUUUAUGACUGACUGUACACAGCUGUUUGCCGAAAAAGAAACCCCUAACCCAUGAAAAUGUUUCUUGCUUGGAAAUAAAAUACGUACAUGUAUAAAUUGUAACUGUUUGAUAUCACUAAAUGCAAUUAAUGACCUUUCAACAGAA
This is a messenger RNA of Puntigrus tetrazona (Sumatra barb), 1846 nucleotides long. It is a transcript of the gene bco1, whose product is annotated as beta-carotene oxygenase 1. Gene Ontology annotation, biological process: carotene catabolic process; retinal metabolic process. NCBI's taxonomy places the organism in Eukaryota, Metazoa, Chordata, Actinopteri, Cypriniformes, Cyprinidae. The record is from RefSeq and is a predicted model, not a curated record. The transcript has 11 exons. Bases 93 to 1643 code for a protein of 516 amino acids. Gene Ontology annotation, molecular function: beta-carotene 15,15'-dioxygenase activity; carotenoid dioxygenase activity.